This is a messenger RNA of Ustilaginoidea virens, 651 nucleotides long. RefSeq lists its product as uncharacterized. The record is from RefSeq and is a predicted model, not a curated record. Bases 1 to 651 code for a protein of 216 amino acids. Lineage: Eukaryota; Fungi; Ascomycota; Sordariomycetes; Hypocreales; Clavicipitaceae. The transcript is spliced from 2 exons.
AUGGCGGCUCAAGGUGUUGAGACUCCCCUUCCAGUCGAGGUUCCCAGUUUUGUCAGGGAGAAGGAGGCCAUUUCCGACCUUCGAGACAACUCACUGGAUGAGAGCCGCUUCAUAAUCCAAUCUCCUUAUGUUGAUCGGGAACACCUGCUCGACCUGGAAACCCUCGACAACGAAAACGCCCUUCUUUCCCAAGCUUUGUCCCGACUUCGCGCGGUGCGCCAAGACUAUGCCCUCGCUCCCUAUGUUGAGUCUUUCAACUGGCAGGAAGUGCUUGAUGAGUUGAAGCGCCUGGCUCAGAGAUCAGGGCAGGAUUUCAAGGAAACGUCAUUCUAUAUCGUAGCUUUUCGCUCUCGGAUCAAGCCCAGCACCGAUUACAGUCACCUAGGCGAGCUGGACAAGGCUGCCCAUGCCGAGGCGGUUGCCAGCGGUGGAUUCCUCAAGUACUGGUUCGGAUCACCUGACUCUGAGCUGCAAAAUCUUGCCACCUGCAUCUGGCGAUCGCGACAAGACGCUUUGCUAGGCGGGAAGGGUCCAGCUCACCGUAAGGCCGCCGGCGCCACUCGCUCUCUGUACGCCUCUUGGAAAAUUGACCAGCAUCGCCUGACGGUACGCCACAACGUGGAAACUUGGGAAAUCACUGAUUGGGAGUAA